Plasmodium vinckei vinckei is the source of this 861-nucleotide messenger RNA. Its product is annotated as biotin--acetyl-CoA-carboxylase, putative. Gene Ontology annotation, cellular component: cytoplasm. The transcript has a single exon. Lineage: Eukaryota; Apicomplexa; Aconoidasida; Haemosporida; Plasmodiidae. The record is from RefSeq and is a predicted model, not a curated record. Bases 1 to 861 code for a protein of 286 amino acids. Gene Ontology annotation, biological process: protein modification process. Gene Ontology annotation, molecular function: biotin--[biotin carboxyl-carrier protein] ligase activity.
AUGGAGAAAGAAAAUGAAAUACAGUAUGAACGAUUUUACGAAAAAUUUAAUGCACGCCACUUGCAUUUCGAUGAAUUGGAUUCUACACAGUUAUAUUGCAAAAGAAAUAUGAAGUUGUUUAUACAAAAUGGUGAGUUAAAAAAUGAAGAAAAUAUGAUAAUAGUUAGUUGUAAUUCUCAAACAAAUGGUAUUGGAACAAGAGAUACAAAAAAUAAGGUCGAUAGAGUUUGGGUAUCUGAAAAUGGAAAUGUAUUUAUUUCAAUUAUAAAUUUAUGGAAAAUUGAAGAUAUACAAAAAAUUAAUUGCUUAGCUCAAACAUGUACUGUUGCUAUAAGUAAGACAUUAGAAGAAUUUCAUUUAUUAACACAAAUUAAAUGGAUAAAUGAUGUUUUAGUUGAUUAUAAAAAAAUAUCAGGAUGUCUUGUAAAUUUAUUUUAUUUAGAUGAAUUUCCUGAUUUAGAAAAAAAAUAUGUUUGUGUAAUUGCUGGAAUAGGUAUUAAUGUAAACUUAACAGAUAAUAAUAUAUUAUCAAAUAAUUAUACAUCAAUAAAAAAACAGUUAGAACAAGAUUUUAAUGUCUCUAGUUUAGUACCAUCAGUAGACCAAGUUAUUCAAAAAUUAAUCAACCAUUUUUUUAUAUCUAUAAAUAAAUUAAGAGAUGAAAAUUUCUCAUAUUUCUUAGAAUAUAUAACAGUUAGACUUUUAUAUAAAGGAGAAAUAGUUAUAAUAGAUCAAGACAAUCAUCAAAUAGUUGGAUAUUUAAAAGGUAUAUUACAUGAUGGUUCAAUCAUAUUACUAAAUGAUCAAAAUGAAAUAAUUUAUGCAAACACUGGGCAUUUACGUUUGUAUAGAGGAUCCUAA